This is a messenger RNA of Oryzias melastigma (Indian medaka), 2658 nucleotides long. RefSeq names its product trophoblast glycoprotein a (gene tpbg1b). Gene Ontology annotation, cellular component: plasma membrane. Lineage: Eukaryota; Metazoa; Chordata; Actinopteri; Beloniformes; Adrianichthyidae. The record is from RefSeq and is a predicted model, not a curated record. The coding region runs from base 148 to 1248 and encodes 366 amino acids. Gene Ontology annotation, biological process: negative regulation of canonical Wnt signaling pathway. The transcript has 2 exons. Gene Ontology annotation, molecular function: protein binding.
CCCAGCCUCCUGGCCACGCCGCGCGGAUGCAGAGCUGUAGACUCAUUCCCGGCUGGGACAGCGAGGGAGGAGGAUGUCCCGGAGCGGCUGAGCGCCUCCAGCAGCCCCCGCCCGCGCGCCUCAGUCGGACCACCCCCACGUGGCAUCAUGCGGGACCUGACGCGCCGCUUGGUGCUCUGCGCGCUCCUCGGCUCCGUGUGCGCGGCGUGCCCCCCGCGCUGCGAGUGCUCGGAGGUGGCCCUCACCGUGAAGUGCGUCUCUAAAGAGCUGCUAAGCGUCCCGACCGGGAUCCCGGGAUACACCAGGAACCUGUUCGUGACUGGGAACCACAUUCGCCGACUCGGUCCGGAGUCCAUCAGUCUGGAGAACGUGACCACCCUGUCCCUGAGCGGAAACAGGAUCUCCGUGGUAGAAUCCCACGCCUUUUCUGGACUCCCCCGUCUCCGCUCUCUGGAUCUGAGUAACAACCAGCUGGCUGUCAUUCACCCCGAAGCCUUCAGCGUCCCUAACCUGUCCCUGCGGGAGCUCAACCUCAGCCUGGCCCUCUACAACCACUCUGCGGUGCUGGACCUGGCCAGCUCUCUCCGCUGGAGCCCUCUGGGGAGUCUGAGGGUCUUGGAUCUGUCUAACAAUGGCCUCAUCUUCCUGCCGUCUCAGAUCUUCUUCCGCCUGAACAGUCUGCAUCGACUGCUGCUGUCCAACAACUCCCUGGUGGCCAUCCACAACUCUACACUCUCCGGCUUGGAGAACCUGCAGGAGCUGGACCUCACUCUAAACGCCUUCAAGAUGUUUCCAGAGGAGGGUCUGCGAGAGCUCGACACCAUACCCAGAGCUACACUUUUCCUCAGGGAGAACCCGUUAACGUGCACGUGUGGAAUCGAACCUUUCACUCUGUGGCUGAACAGAUCCCAGACCCGCGUGGGAGACACAGAGGGCCUGGUGUGCUCCUUCCCGGCCUCCCUGAGGAACACCUCCCUGCUGGCUGUGGGCAAACUCAACCUGGAUUGUCACCAAAGGGACCCAGAGGCGGACAUGGCCCUGCAGACGUCCUACGUCUUCUUGGGGCUCGUCCUGGGCUUCAUUGGCCUCGUCUUCCUCUUCGUGCUCUUCCUGAACCGUAAGGGCAUCAAGAAGCGUAUCAAUGACAUGCGGGACGCCUGCAGGGAGGUUUGGGAGGGCUACCACUACCGCUUUGAGCUGGACUCUGAUCCCAGGCUAUCGCAUGUCUCCACCAGCGCCGACGCUUGAGGAUCCCGUCCUUGUAUCUCUGACUCUGAUGCAGAGAGGAAUGUAAAUGUGAUGUCGGUGAACCUGCAGAUGUUGGACUGGAGCAUGCACCCCAAGUGCCUGAGGUCAGUCUUAGGAUCCGAAUCAAGCAGAAGAUUCUCAGAUCCAAACUCAGCAGAAGCAAACAAUGGUGCAAUAAAAUUCAAAGCACGGACAGCUAUUCAUCUGUGAUCCUUCUGAGCCCCUUCUGGUCAGCAGCUCCACGGGGAAGAGAUGAGUUUCAGUCACCAAAAGCUUUCCAUAAACUUGCCCUGAGAAUUGGCUGCAGGAUCAAGGAAGGGGGUGUCAGCACAAGCGGAAGCCAAGGCCCCUUUAUUUUUUCCCCUCAAACAUUGUUUUGUUUCAACUCCUCGAGCUUUAUUGUCAGAAUGAUGAGAACCAGUCCCCGACUGAGGCUGCUGGAAGCAGUCCCGCCCCCUCCACUCAUCUGGAAGACAACAGCGGCUCCGGGGGCUCUUUGAAGGAAAAAGUCUGUCCAGGUUUUUUUGUUUAGGCUCUCCUUUCCCCCCGUGAUGAGAUGCAGAAGUGUUUCCUUCAAAGAUCCAGGGUGGAGCUCGCCCUCCUGCUUCCUGACUCAUCGCUUUUGGGGGAAAACAUUUUCAAACAUUUUUCAGAUGUUUAACCCUUUAACACCUGCCACCUCGCCGGUGACGCAUAAACACAAAAUCUUUAGCGUACUGUAAAUUUUCAAUUGUUAAAAACGAUCAACAAAAUUUCAGCUGGAAUUACACUGAUCGUGUUGACAAUUAAAAAUUUACUGUAAAUCAAAGAAUAUAAAGACUGGAGCUCCAGUGUUAAAUGGUUAAACAAACUCAGAUUACAAGAGUCUAUCCAGAGGGUCAUGGUGAGAUUUGAAAUGUAUCUGUCUUCUGAUCCAAACAGACUAAAAGCAGAAAAUCUUCUCUGCUUAUUAACCUGACCGUGAGAUGUCAGGGUAUCUGAAAUGGGAUGGGGGUGAUUGUAAAUUUAGAACAACACUUGGUUUUAAACGAGACCAGCAUGUUUGUCCCAACAGAACGCCGAAAUUCCUGCAGCUCUUCCUGCAUGUGGAAUGACAGACUUUAGCUCGAGAAAUGAUUCUGCUUCGAUGGUCUGGACUCACCCGUCCACAGGAAGGAGCAGUCUCCAUGGUCCCCAACAGCCCUGCUGAUGCUAUGUGUGAUGGGAUUUAUGAAAAUCUGGUCUGGCAAAUGAUCAAUGUCUUUGUUCCUCCUAAUUGCUGGUGGAAGGUAAAUCCCAGGAGAAGCUUUUAUUUUGUGAUUCAACUCCAGGGCCGGGCACGGGUUACUGGUGUCAAUCUUCUGGGGAGAAAAAACUAUUCACUGCAUGUCCAUCCUUCUGUUUUCGCUCAUUAAAGUGUGGCUUUCUGUG